Trichechus manatus latirostris (Florida manatee) is the source of this 6189-nucleotide messenger RNA. RefSeq names its product coiled-coil domain containing 180 (gene CCDC180). Gene Ontology annotation, molecular function: signaling receptor activity; retinol transmembrane transporter activity. Gene Ontology annotation, cellular component: plasma membrane. The record is from RefSeq and is a predicted model, not a curated record. Lineage: Eukaryota; Metazoa; Chordata; Mammalia; Sirenia; Trichechidae. Gene Ontology annotation, biological process: vitamin A import into cell.
AUGGUCUGCUCCGGGACAGCAGUGGCGCCUGUGCUCCGCGCCCCGCUCCGUUCCGCGCGCGGCGCAACCACUCCGCCCGCCCCGCGGCCGCUGAUUGGCCGAGUCUGCACCGCGGGGCGCCCGCAGACGGCUGCUAGGCCUCUGGACUUCUUGGGCACAUUUAGUAACCGAUGGUCCUAUGGAAUCGCCUUUGGGGCCACGGCCAAUAAGAUCAUGUUCUUGUUCUCAGAAGGCUACCAGCCCCUGCAGAUCCCGCAGUGGGCCCAAGCCUUUGUGCUUCUGAUGGGAGGCAUCGAAGUUGGCCUGUCCUACUUCCCCUUCUUUGCCUGCCUCUCGUCUGAGUUCCGGCUGGUUGGUGCCAUCCUGGGCUUCAGCUACUCUCUGAUAUGGUUUUCUGUCACCGUCCUUUAUAUUGCACAGUGUCCUCAUGGGCAGCUUGUGGGGAGGUAUGAAACCAUCAUAUUCUAUUGGCCGUCACUGCUGUGCCUCGCCUUCCUGCUGGGCCGCUUCCUGCACAUGUUCAUCAAGUCUCUGAGAGCCCACCGGGGCUGGGAGCUCCAGGCCUUCAUUGUCAUUGAAUUCUGCAUCUUUGUGUAUGUGAGAGAUGAGUUGGACGUGUUUGAAGUCGAGCUGGAAAACUACAUCAGCUCCAUGAAUGACACAGGGACACUGACCCCAGUCAUUCUGCAAGUGCAAGAGCUGAUCAGCGUGACCAAAGGUGGCCAUAGCAAGGUAUUCUGGGUGGCAAAUAGCCUAUAUUCUGUGGGGCUACCUCAUCAUGCACGUGGUACACAGCUUGUGCGGCAUGAUGGUCAUGUACGGCCUGGUGUUGCCCAUCAUGCAAACAAGGGCCUGGAGAUGCUGCAAGGCCUAGGCAUCGGGACAAAAGCAUUCCACAACUUCAACUACUUCCUGUUCUUCUACAACGUGCUGCUGGGCCUGGGCGCGUGCAUCUCCAGGCUGUUGAUCACCUGCAUCCUGGGCACUUGGUUGAUUGCGCGCAUCGACAGGACCAUCAUGCAGAAUGGCUACGAGAAAGCAGACAUGGGGUUCAGAGCAUGGAUUGGCAUGCUCUAUGUGGACCAUUAUCACACCAACCCUGUGCUCGUCAGCUUCUGUCACAUCCUGAUGACAGGUCACAAGGAGAGGAAGCUGCAGCAGGCCAUCAAAUACUGGUGCCUAAACCAAUCAGCAGUGGCCGCCAAAAUGCCUUCAGUGGGGCGAGUGACGCAGGUUCGGAAUGGGAAAGUCUACCAGCAGAUCUUCGAGGCCGAGGUGCAGCUGGUCCGGUCCCUGGCAGCCAGCAGGAAGCGGGCUGUGGAGCAUUCUCUGAGCCCAAAGAGCGGCAAGACUCCCCUGAUGAAGAAGGUGGAGGUGCCUGAAGGAGAGAUGCUGUCUCCUCGGCAGCAGAAAUGGGUGCACAGCCUGCCCAACGACUGGGUCACGGAAAACCCUGUGCUCUAUAAGGAAAAGAAAGCAGCCAAGAGGGAAAAAUCCCACGAGAGUGAGAGCACCAUCGCUGCCCGGGAAGUCCGGGGCCUUGGGGACACCAUCGUUCCUGAGAAGAUAAGCACCAUCACCCUUCAAGGGCGAGGAGACUACAAAAGGAAGAGCUACGAGAGUGCUUUGGUGAACUUUCAUAAGGAGAUCGAGCAGAUUGGGAUGGAAAUGGAACCUCUCAUCUUGGAGUCGGGAACUCUUUUUUUGAGAAAGCUGGCUGAGUGUGAUGAAGACAUUGAUCAGCUCUUCACAAAGGUGGAAAACGACUCCAACCUCCAGGAGUACACCAUCCAAACUCUGUGGGAGCUUCGGGAUAAGGUGACUGAGAAGUGCCUGCUUCGGAAGCAGUGGAUUAAGGAGCUGGAUGAAACUCUGCACUCGCUUGAGUUCUCGAGAGCUGAUAAACUUAAAGACGUAUUGAAGAAGUAUGUGGAAAUCAUUGAGAAAACUUCCUACCUAACGCAACCUGAUGUAUACAGACUGAUAAAUAAAGAAGCCAUGAUCAUAAACCAGGCCCUGCUGGGCAACCGGAGGGCCAUCGCCCAGCUGUUCCUCAACCUGAUGGAGGCCACCCUGCAGCAGGAGGUCAGCAACCACCGCCGCUGGCAGGACCUGGUGGACACCUGGAAGGCUCUCAAGAAGGAGGCUUUGGUGCAGAGUUUCAGUGAGUUCAUGGCCAGUGAGAGGAUCCAGUCUCCUCCAGCUGUGAAGAAGGAGCUGGAGGCCAUGCUGAAAACCCAGAAAACCAUGCAGUGUAAACGGCUGGAGCAUCUCUACAUGUUCUGUGAGCUUCUGCCCCCCGUUUACAGCCAAGAUGGGCUGACUGAAUGGUAUUCUUCUCUUGUCGCCCUGAAUAAGCAGCUAGACAUCUACCACGUGGACUGCAUGAUGCGAAUCCGCCAGCAGUAUGAGAAGACCUGGCAGGAGUGCCUGGCCCAGGUGCAGAAGUGCAAGAAUCAGCUGCUGGAUUGGAAGGCCUUCACUGAGGAAGAGGCAGGGAACUUGGUGAGCCCGUCCUUCUUCCAGAUGGUGGGCGUGCUGCAGAGCAAGGUGGAGGAGGAGCUGGAGUUUAUGGACAAAUCCUUUGAGGUCCUGGCUAAGCAGACAGACUGGCAGAGCCUGAAUCUCUUCAGGUACUUCCAGGAGGCCGUGCGGCUGUGGGAGGCCCACUGGAGCAUGCUGUCGGUUCAGGAGCUGGAGCUCGAAAAGAGGAUGGAGCAGCAUCGGCAGAAGCAGAGCCAGGAGAACCAGGCCCAGGAAGCCAUCCUAGAUAAGCUUUUGGACCAACUGAGGCAACAAAACCAUGAGCAAACACUGAAGAAUCAACUGGAAAGGGCCAAAGAUUUCCUGAAGAACAUGAAAUUAAGGUAUGAAAGUUUUCACUGCAUCCUGACAAAAGAAGUGAUGGAGUACCCAGUUAUGAUACUGAAAGAGCUCAAUUCCUACAGCUCCACCCUCAGCCGACACUUUUUCGUACGGGAAAUCUUUGAACAGAACCUGGAUGGGGAAGUUUUUUUCAGACUCAGGGAACCAGAAAUCUACGAAAAGCGCUUUCAGGGGAGGAUGCGAAAGCUGAGGAGAAAACAAAGAGCUGCCGCUGAAGUAAGCAAAAAUGAGGAAAGCGUAAGUAGAGGGGCAAGUUCCCCCAGGCCAGAAGAAGAGAUGGAAGAAAUGGAAGAAAUGGAAAGAGAAAAAUAUCAAGAAACCCAGUCCUUCGUAAAUGAAGAGAUGCUGAGCCAGCCAGAAAAAUCUGUUCUGUUUGACGAGAGGGCUGAGUCCAGAGAGGGCUCCCUUCACGGGUUAGAGGACACGCAGGUUCAGAGAGAGAACUCCUCAAAACCAUUUCUGACUGAGGAAGAUGUGGCUCAAGAAGAAGAGGAGGAGGGGCUGGAGGAGGAGGAGGAGAACGAGGAGGAGGAAAAUGAGGAGGAGGAGGAGGAGGAAGAAAAAGAAAAGGAAGAAGAUGAGAGUGCAUCUAUGGACGAGGCCGACUCCAAGGAAGAGAGUCUGGGGGAGAUCUCCAACGAGGACACGGAGUCCUUCACAACUUCCAGUGGGAACACAUAUUUUGUCUUCCUACCCAUGGAAGAAAAAGAGAGUUGCAGGAGGCCCCGUUCCUACCCCUCAGCCACGCUCACCAAGGACGCUUGCGAUGCCAAGUUCCUACAACAUGUGAUCAUUCCGUCCAAUCUUCUUUCAGAAAUUAAGAAGCGACUGCGGGUUGGCUUUUUUGAGCACCUUGAGAAAUGGUUUGACCAGUGUGCCAUCAACGCCCGGAUCAUCGUGGCCACCAAGAUUGAGGAGCUGGAGUCAGAACUGGAGCUGCGUCUGCACCUGCACCAGCCCAGAGCCCAGCGUAUUGAAAGAGACAUCCACAAUGUCCGGGCAGCUGAACUCUUGCUUCACCAAGAGCGGUUGGACAGUCACUGUGCUGGGGUAGUCGAGGCGCUGAAGAAGGAGAGGCUGAUGUUCUGCCAGUUCCAAGAAGAGCAAAACACGAGGAGCAGAAACUUUCGCCGCAAGAUUUAUGACAUGGAGCACAUCUUCUUGAACGCUUCGAGGAGUCACAAGCUGGUCAUUCUCAGCAGCACACUGCAUAGGGAGCUGCUGAGCUACGUCGACGUCAUCCAGGUGUCCCUGCGCAGCUUCCGGCAGUACUUGGAGGAGAGUCUGGGCAAGCUCCGCUACACCAACAUUGAGUUUAUCAGGCAUUGCAGGUUGUUUUCAGAAGGAGGCAACUUCUCUGCUGAAGAAAUCGACUCACUGUGUAGUAGACUGGAGAAGGAAGCUGCCCGGAUAGAGUUUGUUGAAAGUUUAAUCAUGAUCAACAUGGAGAAGAUGGAGAGCGAGUACCUGGACCAGGCCAAUGAUGUCAUUAACAAGUUUGAAAGUAAAUUCCAUAAUCUGUCUGUGGACCUCAUUUUCACAGAGAAAAUCCAGCGGUUGCUGACAAAUCUGCAAGUGAAUAUCAAGUGCGAGGUGGCAAAAUCCAAUUUGCAAGCAGGUGAAUUAAAUUCUUCUCUGGAGCAACUUCAAAGCAAGAUAGAAACCUGUCGAAACUCACCAGAUAAAAAUACAGUGACAACAGACGAUGUCCUCAGCUUUGUCCGAAGUUGGAUCAUAAAAGUGAGCAAGAGGAUUCAGUACCUCAACUGCAGCCCAGACCUUGUGACCGUGACUCAAGCGGUCUUUACUGACCACAUUAUGACUGACCCAGAGGUGGAGAGUGACAUCUUGGUGUCAUCAGAUGUCCUUGAAGAAGAUGCCAAGGUGGACCUGGUCACCCCGGAGUCCUUUGCCCAGCCGAGCCGCAUGGGAAAGUCCGUGAUUGAGGACCCGGUGGUGGAGGUGGUUAAGAGGAUCCUGCAACUUUCCGACAUAAAAUGCUCAGGCCAUUCGUGUGAAAAAGAUCGGUCCCAGACAGGUAAAGGUGAAUAGGCUUGUUGGUCUCUGGGAAGCUGGUGGUGGGGAAGUGCAGUGCUGUGUGGCCCAUCCUCACCUCCUGUCUUCUGCUUUUGUCCUGGGCACUCAUCCCCAGGCUUCAAGCGACCUGGGCGCCGGGGGGAGAACUCCCUAAAGAAGGCCUUGUCCAUUGCCAGUGCCAUCUCCGUAGGGAGCUUCAGCCGGUACUCCAAGCACAACCGAAUGGACAAGAAGUUCCAGGUACUCGGGGAGAAGUCACCUCCUCCAGCCCAGCAUUUUAAAGGGAUCAUCCUGACCCUCCUCUGGGAGAGCAAUGAGCUGCUGUUGACCGUCAUUGAGGAGUUUUACCGCAAAGAGAGGCGCCCAGUCACCAGGCCUGACUGCAUGUAUGAAACCUUCGACCAGUGCGCAGAGAGCAUCGGAAAGAAGAUCCUGGAGUACCAGAGCCAGACAGACGAGUACCACAACUCCUGCCUCAUUGAAUUACGGGUUCAGCUGAGGAGAUUUGAGGAGCUGCUGCCCCAGGUGUGUUGGCUGGUGACAGAGAAUUUCAAGGAGCACUACUGGAGAAGGUUUUCUGCCUCCAUGAAUGAGAUUUGGGGGCAGUUCCAAGAGCAGCUGAAACAGCUGGAAAAAGCUAAGGAUAAAAAUGCCCAGAAGCUCCAUCCAAAUCUUGGACACCCGACAAACUUCCAAGAAAUGGAGUCUCUAUGCCAUCUGGAAGAGAAAAGGCAAGAAGAGCUGGAUAGUGUGAUUCAGGCAAACAAGGAGAAGUUGGAGGAAUUCGCCAGGGAAUAUGGCCAGUUUUUCAUAGCCAACCUGGCCAACUUCACUGAGAAAUUUCUGCUGCAGCUGGAUGAAGUAGUCACCGUCGAUGAUGUCCAGGUUCCAAGGAUGGAGCCUCCCAAGCAGAAAACAUCGAUCCUCAUACGGAGGAAACUCGCUGGGCUCUCCCUGGAGGAAGAGCGAGAGAAGCCCCUGACUGAACGGGGGAGCAGGAAGUGGCCGGGAAUUAAACCCACUGAAAGUUCCAUCCAAAACAAGAUUCUCCUCCAGAAAACGACAUCCAUAACCACCACCAAAACGACCCUGGGCCACCUGGCAGCCGUGGAAGCCCGAGAUGCUGUUUAUCUGAAAUACUUAGCCUUAUUUGAGGAGGAGAUGAAGAAGAUCCAGAAUGACAACAUGUUGCAGGUGAAGGAGGCUCAGCGCUGGAAGGACAGCUGGAAGCGCUCCGUGCAUACCAUCCAGGGCCUGUACUUGUGA